AUGACUCGCCCGCCCAUUCCCGGGACCACAUGGCAGGCCGCGCCCGCCAUUCCCGGUACCGUGGCAGGCCUCGCCCGCCCAUUCCGGGACCGUGGCGAGCCUCGCCCGCCAUUCCCGGGACCCUUGCGAGCCUGGCCCGCCCAUUCCGGGAACCGUGGACGAGCCUCGCUCGCCCAUUCCCUGGACCCGUGGCGAGCUCGCCGCCCGUUCUCGGGCGACACCGUGGCGAGCCCGCACGCCCAUUCCCGGGCCCGUGGCGAGCCUCGCCACGCCCAUUCCCGGGCCCGUGGCGAGCCCGGCCCGCCCAUUCCCGGAACCCGUAGGCAGGCUCGCCCGCCCAUUCCGGGACCCGUGGAAGGCCUCGCUCCGCCCCAUUCCCCGGGACCCGUGGCAGGCCUCCUCCGCCCAUUCCAGGGACACGUGGCAGGCUCGCCCGCCAUUCCCGGGACCCGUAGGCGAGCAUCGCCCGCUAAUUCCCCUGGACCUGUGGCAGGCCUCGCCCGCCCAUUCCCGUGGACCCGUGGCAGCCUGACCCGCCCAUCUCCCGGGACCCGUGGCAAGGCCUCUCGUGCCCAUGUCCCGGGCCCGUGGCGGCCCUCGCCCGUCCCAUUCCCGGGACCACGUGGCAGGCCUCGCCCGCCCAUUCUCCGGGACCCAGUGUCAGGCCCUUCUCCCGCCCAUGUCCCGGGACCCGUGGGGCGAGCCUCGCCCGCCCAUUCCGGGACCCUUGCUAGCCUCGCCCCGCCCACUCCGGGACCCCGUGGCGAGCCUCGCCCGCCCAUUCCCGGACCACGUGGCAACCUUCGCCCCCCAAAUCCCGGGACCCGUGGCGAGCCUCCGCCCGCCCAUAUCCCCGGCACCAGUGGGCUGGCCUCGCCCGCCCAUUCGCCGGCCCCUUGGCAGCCUCGCCGCCCAUUCCCGGGACCCGUGGCGAGCCUCGCCCGCGCCAUGUCCCAGGACCCUUGUGAGCCUCGCCCGCCCAUUCCCGGGACCCGUGGCAUGGCCUCCGCCCGCCCAUUCCCGGGAUCCCGUAGCGGCCUCGCCCGCCCAUCCCCGGACCCGUUGGCCUCGCCCCGCCCGUUCCCGGACCCGUGGCGAGCCUCGCCCGCCCUUCCCGGGACCCGUGGAGAGCCUCGCCCGCACCAUUCCCGGGACCCUUGGCGAGCCCGCCCGCCCAUUCCCGAACCCGUGGCAGCCUCGCCCGCACCAUAUCCCGUACCCUGGCAGGCCUCUCCCCGCCCCAUGUUCCCGUGCACCCGUGGCAUGCCUCGCCAUCCCCCAUUCCCGUACCCGUGGCAGGCCUCGCCCGCCCUAUCCCUGACGCCGUGGCAGGCCUCGCCCGCCCAUUCACGCUGGAAACCGUGGCAGGCCUCGCACGAGCCCAUUCCCGGGACCCCGUGCAGGCCCUCGCCCGCCCAUGUUCCCGGGACCCGUGGCUGGCCUCAGCCCGCUCCAUUCCCGGGACCUGUGGCAGCCUCUCGCACCCAUUCCGGGACCCCCGUGGCAGUGCCUCGCGCGCCCAUUCCCGGACCCAGUGGCUGCCUCGCCCUCCCAUUCCCCAGGGACCCGUGGCAGGCCUCGCCCGCACAUUCCCCGGGACCCGUGGCAGGCCUCGCCCAGGCCCAUAUCCCGGGACCCGUUGCGAGCCUCGCCCGCACCAUGUCCGGACCCGUGGCAUAG
Messenger RNA from Macrobrachium nipponense, 1680 nucleotides. RefSeq names its product tetra-peptide repeat homeobox protein 1-like. Bases 1 to 1680 code for a protein of 559 amino acids. The record is from RefSeq and is a predicted model, not a curated record. NCBI's taxonomy places the organism in Eukaryota, Metazoa, Arthropoda, Malacostraca, Decapoda, Palaemonidae. The transcript has 2 exons.